CAAAUCCUAAUAAACCUAUUGAAGACCUUUAUUUUACUAAUAAAAAAGAAACAUGUCUAAAUCAUUUAAAACAUUGCAAACAUUUUAAAGAAGAAAUUGGUGAAGCUGAAUACCAACGAAUAAUCAACCUUGAUAAGUCAUCUACUUCUAAUCCUGUUGCAUUAUUGAAUGAAGAAGAAAUUGUUUUAAUUCAAGAUGAUGCGGAUGAUAACAAUUCAAAUGUAAAACAAAUGAAAAAGGUUAAUUCUGGAAAACUUACUAAUUAUAUAAAUAAAGCAACAGUAAAAAAUAAACAAGAAAAAUUUAUAAAAUCUAUUUUUAACGCAACAAUUUCAAAUGGAUGGGCUUUCAGAUGGGUGGAAGAUACAAAUAUAAAAGAAGCAUUUUGUAUUGCAAAUUCAACUCUUAAAUUGCCAUCAAGAAAACAAUUGAGUGGUAAAAUUUUAUCUGAAAAAAGCAAAGAAAUUAAGGAUGAUUUAUAUAAAUCAGCAAAGAGUGAUAAGUUUGGCAUAACUUUAACAUUUGACGGUUGGAAAAACAUUGUUCAUCAGAAAUUAUUAGGUGUUGUGUUAAUUACUUCAUGUGGAAAAAAUCUUAUUUGGGAUGUUAAAGACAUAAGUGGUGACCUUCAGAACUGGAAUGUUGUUUAUAAAUAUGCAACUGAUUUAUUUGAAGAAUUAAGAACCCAAGAAAUUAAGAUCCUGAGCUUGGUAACAGAUUCAGCAUCAGAGAAUGUUGCAGCAAGAAAAAGACUUAGAAAAAAAUAUCGAGAAAUAACAUUCCUUCCUUGUUUUGCCCAUCAAUUGAACUUGAUUAUGGGAGAUGUGUUUAAAUCCUCAAAUGCUUUUAAAGAAACAUCAACAUUAGCUGUAAAAAUUGUUUCAUUUUUCAAUAGAUCAACGUAUUUUUAUUCAAAGCUUCGAGAUGAACAGAAGAUAUGUUAUCAAAAAUAUUGGGCAUUAGUUCAACCAAAUGAUACAAGUUUAUCUGAUGAUCAUGAAGCAAGGAAUUUAUCUGAAGAAAUGGUCAACAUCAUUGAAAGUGAAGGUUGGUGGCGAAAUUUAGAACAAUUGACUAUUUUAUUACAUCCAAUAAGUGCAAUCUUAAAUCAAUUACAAAAAGAUACAGCUAAACUAUAUGAUAUUAUGCAUGGAUUUGCAUACAUAAUGAAAAUAGUUAAAUUAUAUCCUGAUGAAAAUUUUAAGGUCAUGAUGAUUGACAGAUUAGAAAAACGAUGGAAUCAAUUAGAACAACCUUUAUUUUUGAUUUCAUUUUUACUUCAUCCACAACAUAGACUAAAAAAAUUUAAAUUAAAUAAUAUUAAUUUGGAUUUAACUGUUUUUGGUCAAUGGAUAACAUAUUACUAUCUUGCAUUCUUUAAAAAAAAUCCUUCGAAUAUUUUAUUAGAGUUAACAAAUUGGAUAGAAGAAAAUUAUCCUUUUGAUGAUAAAUCUUUUUCAAAUUUCAAUGGUGAUGUUAUCAAAUAUUGGAAAUUUAUUAAUCAAGGAUCAAAAGAAUUAUCAUCAUUGGCAUUGCAUAUUUUUGCAAUUUGCAUUAACUCUGCAUCAACAGAAAGAUUAUUUAGUUCAAUGGGGUUUUUUCAUAAUAAAAGAAGAAAUAGAUUGAAUUAUAAAAAGGUUUUGGCAAUGUCUCAAAUCAAAGCUAAAUUAAUCUAUGAGCAAAAAAUUAAAGAAUUGCAAAAAUUUUUUGAUCAUUAUCAUUCUGAGAGUGCUUUACCAUUUGAAGAAAGUGGAAUAACUAUGCCAGAAGAUUGGAAAAAUUUGAUAUCAAGUUGGGUUGAAAUGACAGAAGAAGAAGAAUUUGAUAUAUUGGAAGAUAAUAGUAGUAAUUCAAAUAAUUUUAUCAAUUUUCAUGAAAUUUCAAAUAAUUCUCCAUUGAGUGAUCCAAAUAUUUUACAAAAAACACAUCCAGCAGAUGAUCAAAAUGCUAAAUGGAAAAUGGAAAAUUUAUUUGUAGAAGAUUUGGAACCUCCUUUUUAUUAUGAAAUGUUAUAA
Entrophospora candida is the source of this 2015-nucleotide messenger RNA. The record is from the annotation of a GenBank genome assembly. Lineage: Eukaryota; Fungi; Glomeromycota; Glomeromycetes; Entrophosporales; Entrophosporaceae.